Messenger RNA from Halteromyces radiatus, 1624 nucleotides. Its product is annotated as cytochrome oxidase assembly protein-domain-containing protein. Gene Ontology annotation, molecular function: oxidoreductase activity, acting on NAD(P)H, heme protein as acceptor. The transcript has 5 exons. The record is from RefSeq and is a predicted model, not a curated record. The coding region runs from base 104 to 1510 and encodes 468 amino acids. Gene Ontology annotation, biological process: heme A biosynthetic process. NCBI's taxonomy places the organism in Eukaryota, Fungi, Mucoromycota, Mucoromycetes, Mucorales, Cunninghamellaceae. Gene Ontology annotation, cellular component: mitochondrial inner membrane.
GGUUUUUCAACUUUGGUUUCUGUGGGUAAAUCAUACAAAAAAUUUUAUAUUGUCCCUUUUCUGUUUUUCUUUCUUUCUCUUUCUUGUUGACUAUUAUCUCCAAAUGACUUUAUUUCGAUUUCUUAGAGUGGGAAAUAAUGGUUCUCGUACGCUUUCUAAUUGCUUACAUACCACUUCAAGAUCAUCCAUGCAUCCAUUUUUAGGACGUUUAUCUCGACCUACCACCACCCCUUUGACACAAAACCUAGUUUGGAGUAUCGGAACCAACAAGUCAGUUUCACUUUCCUACUUGUCAAAACGUCUCAUGUCCUCAGCAACAGUGACAGCAACAACAGCAACAACAACAACAACAGCAGCAGCAGCAAGAGCAACAACAGCUACAAAAGCAGCUGGCAUUCAAGUGACGAAACCUAUAGUGGCUCAUUGGCUUUAUUUUAAUGCUGGUCUUGUUUUCGCCAUUGUAGUUGUUGGUGGUUUGACUCGUUUGACAGAAAGUGGUUUGUCUAUCACAGAAUGGAAUGUUAUUUCUGGUAUGAAACCUCCACGAUCUCAACAAGAAUGGACUGAAGAAUUUGAAAAAUACAAACAGUUCCCUGAAUAUAAACUAUUGAAUCGACAUAUGACUUUGGAAGAAUUCAAGAAUAUCUUUUACUGGGAAUGGUCUCAUCGUAUGAUUGGUAGAUUUAUUGGAGCCACCUUCAUCAUCCCCGGUCUUUAUUUUGCUUCCAGGGGAUACAUGACUCGUCGGGUAGCGAAACAAGUGUUUGGUAUUACAUGUGUUCUUGGUUUUCAGGGAUUCAUGGGUUGGUACAUGGUGAAAUCUGGAUUAUCGGAAGCAUUGAUGAAAGAACCUGGAGCAGUUCCUCGUGUUAGUCAAUACAGAUUAACAGCUCACUUCGCUACAGCAUUGAUGAUUUAUGGUUCAACAAUCUUUGUAGCGGCUGAUAUUCUUCGACAAAACAAAUUGGCAAAUGGCACUUACCCCAAAGAAAUAGCAAACAUGAUCAACCAUCCUGCAUUGAAAAGAUUCCGUAUUUUGACACAUUCUUUAGGCGCCUUACUUAUUUUGACAGCACUCUCAGGUGGUUUAGUUGCAGGCUUGGAUGCUGGAUUGAUUUAUAACGAAUGGCCCAUGAUGGGUGAAGGCUUGAUUCCCCCCAAAGAUGAAUUAUGGUCAGAUCAUUAUGUCAAACCUCAUGACAAGGGCAAAUGGCGAAACUUUUUGGAAAAUCCAACCACAGUACAAUUCGAUCAUCGUACUUUGGCAGAAACUUCAGCAGUGGCAGCAACAGCUUUAUGGUUCUACGCUCGACGUCUUCCUUUACCUAAAAAUGUACGAUUGGCAGUCAAUACUAUGAUGGGUGUAGUGGUAGUUCAAGUAUCUUUGGGAAUCUCUACUUUGAUUUAUAUGGUACCUAUUCAAUUGGCAGCUGCUCAUCAGGCUGGUGCUCUUACUCUCUUGACUAGUAAUUUUUGGUUGAUUCAUGCCCUUCGAAAAGUUCCCUUAUAGUUAGACGUUAAAUAGAUUCUAGAGUUAUUAGUAGCAUUGAUUGUACACAUAUUUUUCCAUUAUUAUAUAAUAAAUCGAUUAUUAUUAUUAUUAUUAUUAUUAUUAUUAUUAUUA